Molecule: messenger RNA, 1107 nt
Organism: Pipistrellus nathusii (Nathusius's pipistrelle)
Lineage: Eukaryota; Metazoa; Chordata; Mammalia; Chiroptera; Vespertilionidae
Source: the annotation of a GenBank genome assembly
AUGUCCUGCAACCGCUCCGCGGAGCCCUUUGAGCACCUGCUGCCCAACGGCAGCCACGCGUGGGCGGCGGCGGCGGCGGCGCCCCUCCGCGGCUGCCUGGCGGGCGUCCUGGUGCUGAUGAUCGCCGUGGGCUUCCUGGGCAACUCGGUGGUCUGCGUCAUCGUGUACCAGCGGCCGGCCAUGCGCUCCGCCAUCAACCUGCUGCUGGCCACGCUGGCCUUCUCCGACAUCAUGCUGUCGCUGUGCUGCAUGCCCUUCGCGGCCGCCACGCUGGUCACCGUGCGCUGGCGCUUCGGCGACUCCUUCUGCCGCCUGUCGGCGGCGCUCUACUGGCUCUUCGUGCUGGAGGGCGUGGCGGCGCUGCUCAUCAUCAGCGUGGACCGCUUCCUGCUCAUCGCGCAGCGCCAGGACCGCCUCACGCCGCGCCGCGCCAAGGCCGUCAUCGCCGCGUCCUGGGCGCUGUCCCUGUGCGUGUCGGCGCCCGCGCUGGCCGGCCGGCCGCCCGUGGAGGUGCCGGCGCGCGCGCCGCAGUGCGUGCUGGGCUACACCGAGCUGCCCGCCGGCCGCGCCUACGCCGUGACGCUGGUGGUGGCCGCCUUCUUCGCGCCCUGCGGCGUCAUGCUGGCCGCCUACCUGGGCAUCCUGCGCGCCGUGCGCCGCAGCGCCGUCCGCGUGCGCAACCAGUCCGACAGCCUGGACCUGCGGCAGCUCGCCCGGGCGCGGGCCGGCCUGCGGCGCCGGCAGCAGCAGGUCAGCCUGGACCUGAGCUUCAAGACCAAGGCCUUCACCACCAUCCUCAUCCUCUUCGUGGGCUUCUCCCUGUGCUGGCUGCCGCACGCCGUCUACAGCCUCCUGUCCGUGUUCAGCCGGCGCUUCUACUGCAGCCCGUCCUUCUACACCACCAGCUCCUGCGUGCUGUGGCUCGGCUACCUCAAGUCUGUCUUCAACCCCAUCGUCUACUGCUGGAGGAUCAAGAAGUUCCGCGAGGCCUGCAUCGAGCUGCUGCCCCAGACCUUCCAAAUCCUCCCCCGGGUGCCCGAGCGGGUCCGAAGGCGCGUCCAGCCCAGCACCAUCUACACGUGCAGCGAAAACCAGUCGGCUGUCUAG